AUGACUCAAUCUGAAAGUCCUGUUGACUCUCAUAAUUUCCGUACUGUUUCAGGAAAACCGUUAAUCGUCGGAACAGGUACUGGUACCAAGUGGCAAUGGCUCAAAAAAGGUAGACCGGAAGAGGAAAGAACCAAACUAACCCAAGAAUUAAUAGACCAAUUGCUGCUAGCAUUAAACAAUGGAUUCUAUCAUAUUGAUACGGCUGAAAUCUAUACUACUCAUCCGGAGGUAGCAGAAGCUGUCGAGCAAAGUGGUAUUAAGAGAGAAGAUUUAUGGAUUACCAGUAAAUACAACCCAUACCGGAACAUUACUGCAGCUGAUGCUUUAAAGACGACUUUAGAAGAAUUAAAGACUGACUAUCUUGAUUUGUACUUGAUUCACACACCAUUUUUUAGUGAUGAGUCGACAUAUAGUAUUGAGACAGCAUGGAAAGAGAUCAUUGAUGCGAAGAAACAAGGAAAAAUUAGACAUAUUGGGGUUUCUAACUUUGCAGUACAACAUUUGGAAAGAAUUUUUAAGGUUUCAGAACCAGAGUUCUAUCCUGUAGUGAACCAGAUUGAAUUUCACCCCUACUUACAAGAUCAAAGUGCUGAUAUUACCGAUUACUGCAAAAAGCACAAUAUCUUGCUUGAAGCAUACGGUCCUUUGACACCAUUAUUUAGAAUUCAAUCAAACGAAGCUGAUACUGCGGAAGAUCCUUUGAGAAAGGUCUUACCAAAGUUGAGUGAGAAGUAUCAGAAAACAGAUUCCCAAAUAUUGUUGAGGUACACAUUACAAAGAGGAUAUUUGCCAAUCACUACAUCUUCCAAAGUUCAAAGAAUUAGAGAGACGUUGGCUAUCUACGACUUCGAAUUGUCUGCUGAAGAUGUUGCUUUAAUUGACAAGGAAGGCUCAACCUUUCAUUUCAGAAGCUUCUUCGACGGGAAAUUUGACUAA
Messenger RNA from Debaryomyces fabryi, 936 nucleotides. RefSeq lists its product as uncharacterized. The record is from RefSeq and is a predicted model, not a curated record. The transcript has a single exon. Lineage: Eukaryota; Fungi; Ascomycota; Pichiomycetes; Serinales; Debaryomycetaceae. The coding region runs from base 1 to 936 and encodes 311 amino acids. Gene Ontology annotation, molecular function: oxidoreductase activity, acting on NAD(P)H as acceptor.